CACACAGCGAUCUCCUGAAUGAGGCAGAUAGGAGGAGGCAGCGCAGAGCCGUCUCUCAGGAGAUCAUUGUGAUGAUGGGAUCUGUGACUGCUGCAUAUCUGCAUCCAUGAGGAGUAAUCUCGAUGGAGUCGGUGGGCCGGGAGGAUCUCUUCCACAUUUGCUCUGUAGAUCUUCAGCUGAAAUCCUGUAACUGGACCCUGAACAACGACACAUGGCGGAGCAGUCAGAGCCAGGCCGUAGUGGUGCAGGGACUUCUCCUCCGAGUCCUGGGUCCCAAGAUGUCGUCCUUCUUCCUGCCGGUGUCCCUGACCUACCUGACGAUAUUCCUCACUGGGGUGGCAGGGAACCUCCUCACCUGCACUGUGAUAGCCAAACACCGAAAAAUGAGAACCCCGACCAACCUCUACUUGUUCAGCCUGGCCAUUUCCGACCUCCUGGUCUUGGUUUUUGGAAUGCCACUGGAGAUGUAUGAGAUGUGGCAGAACUACCCCUUCCCCUUUGGAGAGGGCGGCUGCUACUUUAAGACAUUUCUAUUUGAGACGGUUUGUUUUGCAUCAGUUCUGAAUGUGACGGCGCUGAGUGUGGAGAGAUACUUGGCAGUCGUUCAUCCCCUGAAAACCAAGCAUGUCAUGACCAACGCACAUGCCCGGCGUGUCAUCGGCGCGGUGUGGUGCAUCUCAUUGCUGUGUGCCAUCCCCAACACCUCACUGCAUGGCAUAUACUACAUCUAUCUGCCAUCCCUAGAGAGGGUGGACGAGUCCGCUACCUGCACCAUGAUGAAGCCCAGGUGGGUCUAUAACUUGGUCAUCCAGCUGACCACCAUAUUCUUUUACUUUGUCCCUGUCUCUAUUAUCACCAUCUUAUAUCUGUUAAUUGGAUGGAGACUAACCCAAGAGAAGAAGAUCCGAAUAAGAUGGCUGGGGAAGAGCUGCAAGACCGACAUCACCUGGAAGAUAGCGCCAGAGAGUGCGAAGAAAAGGCAGAUCACCAAGACCCUCUGUGUGGUUGUCAUCGUCUUCACCAUCUGUUGGGCGCCCUUCCACAUUGACCGCCUGCUGUGGAGCUUGGUCAUCCAGUGGACGGACUCCAUGCACACCGUAUUCCAGUACGUCCACAUCCUGUCUGGGAUCUUCUUCUACCUGAGCGCUGCGGUGAACCCCAUUAUCUACAACCUUCUCUCCACCAAAUUCAGGGAGUGUUUCCGAGAGAUGGUCUGCAGGAACCCCGAGACCACCCUGUCCUACAGCAGCUCCCCGGCCAUCUCCAGGAUCCAGAAGAGCCCUUCCCAUGUGGUGUCCGGGCGCGCGCUCUGUAGGGAGGAGCUCAGGGCGCUGACUCUGCCCUCCCAGGUGACCUGGUCACAUGAUUCCCAGACAUCCUCCAUGGAACAGUUGUCCUGUGAUUCUCUUCUUGUGCCAUCAACUCAGUCCUGAAACCAGUGUUUCCCAAGUGCACUUCUUAAAGGGGUACUCCAAUGGAAAACAAUUUUUUUUCAAAUCAACUGGUGCCAGAAAGUUAAGCAGAUUUG
This is a messenger RNA of Hyla sarda, 1528 nucleotides long. RefSeq names its product neuromedin-U receptor 1-like. Bases 123 to 1433 code for a protein of 436 amino acids. The transcript is spliced from 3 exons. NCBI's taxonomy places the organism in Eukaryota, Metazoa, Chordata, Amphibia, Anura, Hylidae. Gene Ontology annotation, biological process: G protein-coupled receptor signaling pathway. Gene Ontology annotation, cellular component: plasma membrane. The record is from RefSeq and is a predicted model, not a curated record. Gene Ontology annotation, molecular function: neuromedin U receptor activity.